CUUCUCCCCAUUGGCCUCAGCUUAGCCAGCCUCUACAUUCAGUCUUCUUAAUGAUUGCCAGUCGGCGAAUGGCCUGCACUUCCUGCAGGCAGAGCAAGUCUCGCUGCGAGAAAGGCGAUGGCCGCUGUAGGCGGUGCGAGAAACACGGCUUGUUGUGCAAAGAAGACCCCCAAUUUCACAGAAAUGACAAAAAUAGGCGAUUUGAUGAAUUGGAAAAGCGCCUUGGAAGUAUUCAUGAAUGCUCUCGAACAUUCUCAGCAAGGAGGCUCAACAGCACCAACACCCCAAGAUAGACCACGAGUGGAAAAUUCACCGCCUAUAUCAGGUCAUCAGGGAGAUGUGUCACAGGUGGUGGUGCAUCCAGCUAUCGAUCCGUCUCUACAACCUUCUCAAUCCACGGGAAGCGACUUCUUGCCGCCGAAUAGUCGUCGUACGCUGCCUUCAGUAUCAUCUCCCGCUUCUGUUGAUGCAAUUUCUCGUUGCAUAGGAGCUGUUCGGCUCAAGAAUACUCACAUCAAUGAGCUGUUCAAUGUGUUUUUUUACUUCGUAUCACCCCUUCCUCCCCUUUCUUGAUCCUGAUCAGAUGCCCGAUGAGUAUUUAUUCAAGUCAAC
Trichoderma harzianum CBS 226.95 is the source of this 612-nucleotide messenger RNA. RefSeq lists its product as hypothetical. Bases 118 to 573 code for a protein of 151 amino acids. NCBI's taxonomy places the organism in Eukaryota, Fungi, Ascomycota, Sordariomycetes, Hypocreales, Hypocreaceae. The transcript has 4 exons. The record is from RefSeq and is a predicted model, not a curated record.